Doryrhamphus excisus (bluestripe pipefish) is the source of this 674-nucleotide messenger RNA. RefSeq names its product NADH:ubiquinone oxidoreductase subunit B5 (gene ndufb5). The record is from RefSeq and is a predicted model, not a curated record. Gene Ontology annotation, cellular component: respiratory chain complex I. NCBI's taxonomy places the organism in Eukaryota, Metazoa, Chordata, Actinopteri, Syngnathiformes, Syngnathidae.
CCAAAGUACUCGCCCACAGUAGACAUGGUGGGUAUGAGUCUACUCAGGUCUGCCGCUGCUAUUGCAGCCAGACUGAGUCCUCCGAAAUCUGGCAACGCUGCGACAAAUGUACUCAAUCGAACAAUCCCCCAAACGGGAAAAGUGGCCGUCCGUUGGGGUCAUGGGAAGAAUAUGUUUGUGGUCAAACCAUCCGAGUUCUAUGACAAGAGAUUUCUGCGUCUGUUGCAAUUCUACAUCCUGUUGACGGGGAUCCCCGUGGCUAUCAUUGUGUCAUGUGUGAACGUGUUCAUUGGUGAAGCAGAGCUGGUUGAAACUCCUGAAGGUUACGAACCGGAGCACUGGGAGUACUAUAAGCACCCCAUCACUCGCUGGAUCACUCGCACCUUUUAUGAUUCUCCAGUGAAGGAUUAUGAAAAGAUGAUGGCUGCAAUCCACAUGGAAAAAGAGAAGGCAGACAUGAGACUGGCAGAGCUGGAGGUGCGCAGGCACAUGAGGCAGCGAGGAGACGGGCCCUGGUACCACAGACAGACCCUGGACAAGGACCUCAUCGACCGCAGCCACAAGUCUUCACCCGACACCUGAACCUGGCCGGUGUCGGCUCACUACAUUGUGCUGAUCUACUCCUAGCCUCAUUGUACAUUUUUUCCUUCACACUUCAAUAAAAUAGCAAAAUA